Amphiprion ocellaris (clown anemonefish) is the source of this 3277-nucleotide messenger RNA. RefSeq names its product zinc finger protein 567-like. The record is from RefSeq and is a predicted model, not a curated record. Lineage: Eukaryota; Metazoa; Chordata; Actinopteri; Pomacentridae. The coding region runs from base 302 to 1957 and encodes 551 amino acids. Gene Ontology annotation, cellular component: nucleus. The transcript is spliced from 5 exons.
GCCAUUCCCCGCCUCCUGGGAGCCGUGAGUGAAAAUGGCGAAUGUGUGUUUUGGGUUUCUAUACGUUGGUUAACGAAUAAAGCUAAAUGCAGCAGGUUCAACAGUUAGAUACCAGAUGGGGAUGGGUCGUUUACUGCUGGUGUAAUACGUUUGUGGCUUCAAGGCAAAGUUUGGACCGAUAAACACUUAAAGAGAAGAGCAAGGGUUCUGCUUGUGUCGAAAGGAGAUAACAACCACUUCAGCAUCUAACAAGACUUUCUCUUCAAGGACAUCUGAUAGCUGCAGUCUGCCACCUUCAAACAUGUCUGACUAUCUGACCCGAGCGUUCAGGGCCCAGCUGACCACAACUAUGGACGCAGUCUUGAGGAAAGCUGUGUUUGAAGUAAUGAAGAUUUUUGAAAACACUCUAUAUGACCAUCAAAUGGAGAUGGCACAGAAAGGAGAAGAGGUCGCUCAACUUAAAAUAAAGUUACAGACAGCAGAGCUAAGGCUGAAAGACCUUGAACUUGGAGGUGACAAAGGAGCAGAAACAAAAAAAACCCAGACAAAUCCGACGCCAAAAGACACCGACGUUGUUCAUGAUGCCUCAGCACAAACGUCUAAUGUUCCUGAGAUUGAUUUUGAAGUACCUGAUGACUGGUGUGCUCCUCUGGGCAGCGAGACCAAGCCACGUGUUGACAUUUGUCCCAGCGUAAGACUGCGCCGCUUGUCCAUUCCUGUGUCGCACAUUCCAAUCCGCAAGCAAGAGGUGAUUGACUUUGACAUCAACUCCUGUCAGAAGACCAACCAUGGCAGGAAAUCCAAGAGAAUUUCCACCUUAAAUGAGAAUCACAAACAGACUGAGGACAGAAAAUUACAAAGGCAUGGCAAAGGAGCUCGACGUACGCCAAUAAGGAGUGAUAUAAAAAUAUUGCUCAAAGACAUCCAACAGGAAUAUUCUGCUGUGGCAAAUUUUCAAAGUCUUAGAGAAGCGAGACAUCGUACAGGAAAAAAACAAGAUCAUACAAACAACAGCCAAAGAGAGCGAAAAAAAAGUACAGCAACUGAAUCCAAAUCCACAGAAGAAAAGACGGUGAAAAAUGAUGGGAAAAAUACGUACUCCUGCAAGAUCUGCAAGAAGACAUUCGAUACAGAAUUUGGCCUAAAUGUUCAUGCAAAUUCACACAGGAGAUGCCGAGGCUGCAAAAAAUCCUUCCCGUUACUCAGCGCUCUUAAAUGUCAUAAACCAGUCUGUAAAAAACUCAAGAGAUUGCUGGAAAAAGAAGCUGCCAGCACUCCAAAAAUCUCCUGUGACAAAGAAAAAACACCUGAACUGAGCAAAAAACAGAAUGUCAUUGAGAAAAAGUCCACACCUUCCUCUAGCAACCACAGUGAGUUACCCACCCAGGGAGAUGGAUCAACCAGCAGGUACAGCUGUACAUACUGCAACAAGAAGUUUAAUUUCCCCUACAAGCUCCAACAGCACAUGCGUAUUCAUACUGGUGAAAAGCCGUUUUCUUGCAGCAUGUGCCCAAAAGAAUUCCGCCUCAAGCAGUCACUAAAAUUGCAUAUGGAGAACCAUCACAAAGGCCAAACGAAUUCCAUUGAAACAAACGGAGACCUUGCAUGGAUGGAACCCUUAGAAAAGAAUGAUAAUAAUAGAGAGGAUCCAAAUUCUUCUAGCCAAGGCAAAAGUCAGGAAAUCAGCAACAAAGAUCAAAGUCAAAGCAGUACAAACAAAAAGUCAAGAUGGCAAACAAUGGGCCAGCGGCAUAAAAAUGGUUUCGUCUGCCUAGUGUGUCAGAAGUUUAUAACAAGCAAAACCAUACUGAUUGAACACUAUCGCAUCCACACAGGAGAGAAGCCCAUCAAAUGCGACAGGUGUUCUGCAAUGUUUCGUACUAAACCACAGAUGUACAUGCACAGAAAGAGAAAGUGUUGUUUUGCUGUGACACCGCUCAGUGUUGAGAAGUGUUAGAGAAGAUUCCCCACAGAAGCGACACUCGCUAAGCAUAUGUCUAAAUGUCAAAGGGAGUAGUGUAUCCUCAAGCGCUGCAUUAAUGAAACCAUAGCCUCAGGAACCACAGGGAGCGAGAGAGAUGGAAGCUCAAGUUGAACUGCUCUGUUGUUUUUUUUUUUUAAAAAACAUAUUUUGAUGAUUAAUUAUUAGAUUGCUACAUACAUAGCUCACUGACUCUUUCAAUACUGUAAAAGCAGUGAUAGAAAUCUGUCACUGUUGAUGUUCAGAGUAAAACCAGCAUUGUGUUGUCUUGAGCCCUCUCAGGAAAUUCGGUUUUCUGAAAAAGGUUUUUGUCUGUUUUUGGCUGAUUCAGUGUCAGUCAUACUGAUACAAAUGUUCUGCCAAUGCAAUAUUGCUUUAAACAGACAUACUCUUUACAGUAAUGAUCCAUAUCUGUCUGUGUUGUACAUACUAAAAAAGUAGCUACCUCAGUAAAGGCUGCACAACAUUUCUGCCUGUUCAAAAUCUGUUGUUUUGCAUUGUACAGUAUAUUGUUGAAUUGCUUGUCCUUGUUUUACUGAAAGUAAUGUCCAGUCAUCUUAACUUUUACAGCUUUGGAAUUAAUUAUUAGAUCACUGUGACCACCGUUGAAUGCUUUUUCCUUUGUGGUUCUUGGUGUUCUGUUUUCUAAGGUUGUAAUGGACAGCUGUUUUGCUGAUUCUAAGCCAGUUAGCAGUAGCUCUCUCGUUGUAUUUCUCUUUGUUAAGCAACAAGAUAACUUUCCUCAUGUCAUCUACUGUUGAUUUUGAAAGUUUUUGCUUCAAUACAUUGUGUUUUUAAACAUAAUUUAUUUGCCUGUAUUCAGUUAUGGCUUUUUUCAUGUCUUUUAGAAGCAUCUGUAAUUAUUAAACUGAUGUGAUAUAUACAAACACUUUAACGCUUUCAUCAAUUUUUUGAGCCUAUUGUGUAGACUUUGUAUAGAAAACAGGUGGUCUAAUAAUUUUUUCCAAAUCUGUGUAUGCGUCUACUCUUGGCCUUAAUCACAGCUGGUGCUUUUCGCUUUAUCUCAAAUUGUCUGGUGAUGUACUUGGUUGUGGAAUCAGGACUUUGGAAUCAGUUUUGUGAUGAUGACUGUUGGACAUAAUGGAAUUUAAUUAUUCUUUUAAAUUCUUUCAUGUUUCUUGAUGGAUAUCUGAAAACACAGUUGAAGAUUUCUUGUAGUCAAAGUUAUGUUGUUUUCUUUGAUGCCUGAACAUAUUCCACUGUGUCCAAAUCAAACCAGUUGUGGUGUUGCCAGAGUAAAGCAUUGUCAACAUUGAAUAAAGUCCAUAUUUUACA